UUUGCUUUAACAAUUUGUCAAUGAACUGUACGUUAGUUUAAAACGAAUAUUUCUUAUUUUUCAUUUUGCUAAAUAAGCUCGGAUAUUUUUUUAACUUGGGUCAGUUUCAGGAUAUAAUAAGUUUAGCUUAACCGCAAGAGAAUGGAUGAAGGUAAUGAACAUUUUCUUGAAAAGCGGAAAGGUGAUCCAGAAGAACUAGAACAUGUAUGUAAAUACGAAAAUGACGAUGACAAUGAGCUGUUCUAUUCGUUAGAGAUAAAACAUGCGGAUGACUUUGGUCCUGGAAAUAUGAGUUUCCCCGCUGUAAGAAGCCCUCCAGAAGAAACAUCAAUAAAGAAGGAAUCUGGAUCAGAGCGCACAGUUUCUUCUACAGGAUGUAACGCAGAAAACCAGUGCAUAGAUGAAAACAGUACAUGUGCUUCAUCAACAUUUGAUGGCAGUCGUUCUGUAAUGACUGAACAUAAAGUUCAAAACCCAAAGGGUUCAUACGCAAAUGCAUCUGAUGAACAAUCUCCCAGCAAACGAAUUCAUCAGUGUUUUAAUUUUAGUUCAGACGAUUACAGCCCGGAAGAUUCUUAUUUUGUUGACUUAGAUACAGCAUCUACCACAACGAUUUAUAAUAGAAAAGGUGAAAAUGCACAUCAGGUAUUACCUGACGCAAGGAGUUCACGCGCAGCAAACGAAACAUCACUAGAGAGAAGCACUUCCUGUAUUGACGAAUGUCCAAUCCACGUGGGAGAAAUACUAAAAUACAUGUGCAUGUCUUGUCAUAAACCAGCCUGCCAAGUUUGUUUGAAUAUUGAACACCAGUAUUGUUGUUUCCGCGAAUUUAUUCCUUCUUUAGUAUCAAAGCCGGAAUUCUUUUUCAAAGAUAAAUGUAAAAAGUUUGAAGAAGAGUUGGACCAAUUACAAAAGCGUUUGAAGUUAAGCAUUGGAAAAGUCUCCUUGAACUCAAAGGCUUGUGAAAGAAUGAGGGUCAAAGCUAAAUCUGAUUUCAAAAAACAACGAGACGAAAUUACUAAAAAGUUUGAUUGUCUGGAACAAGAAUUUGACACAAAACUCCUGAAAAUCGAAAGCAGUGACAACGAAAAAUUUCAAAAACUCAUGUCAAGGCAAGUAAAAAUUGAACAAGUGUUGCAAGAGCAUUCGGAAGACUAUUACCAACGUAAAAAUGCGGGAAAUGCGUCACGUAUAUUUACUAAAAUAGAAAUGUCAAGAAAAAUUACUGAGGACAUGAAAAAUGAAUUGUCAGAUAUUGAAAGGGAAAAUAUAAUAAAACGAUAUAUCUACAAGCCAUCGAAAGAUAUUACGGAAUUUACUAAGAACAUGUUAAAGUUAGGGAGCGUAGAAAACGUCGAUUCUAAAACCAAAAGACCAAUAUCAGGUAUUAAUGCAAUCCGAGUGAAAACAGAAGGAGACCAACAUACAUGUAAAAUCAGUGGCUUGGUUCUUUUGUCAGAGAGCCAUCUGUUGGCAGUAGAUUAUGGCAAUUCUUCGCUUAAGAUUGUUGACGGCCAUUAUGUAGUUACCAGUAAACCUAUGACGCCAGCGCCAUUUGACGUCACACUGGUGAGCGACCAAGAACGCACGCAUGACCAAGAUAGAGUAAGUGCACACAUUGUUCUCACGCUGCCAACAGAAAAGAAAUUGCGCUUUAUGGAGUAUACGUUGCCUGAUUCUUUCACAUUCAAACAAGAUGUUGAAACUAAUGGACAAUGCCGAGGUAUUACCUGCAGCAAUGAUAAACUGUAUGUUACAUUUCCUUCGAAAGGCAAGAUAGAAAUCCUUGAUUUGCAAGGCGAGCUGUUGAAAAGAAUCACAACCGAAACAGCUGGGCAGAUGUUUCAACCCCAGUUCAUUACUAUGGAUAAAGAAGGAUACACGAUUUUUAUUUCUGACAAGGAAAAACAUUCUGUCUUCAGUAUGACAACGGAAGGAGAUGUUAAGGCCAUUUUUACCGACCAUGACCUUAUAGAACCACGUGGUUUGUGUGUCAACAAGACCGGUGCAGUUUUCGUAUGCAGUUUUGCUAGCCAUAAAAUUUAUUAUUUAUCCGAAGAGUGUGAUCUGAUAUCAACCAUGUGUGUAGCAGACGACGGCAAUAUGGCGCCGUAUCCGUUCAGUAUUGCAUACUGUGAUAAGAGGGAUACACUCUAUGUUGGACAGUUUACAAAAGACUGUAUAAAAUCUUACAAACUUGUGUAAGGAAUAGAAUACGGAGACGAUACUAGAACCCUUGGUUUAAACAAUAUUUUAUUAAUCACAAUUCAUUUACAACAUGUAUAUAUAUAUCAAAAAAGCAUACAGGAUUGAGUAGGAAGCUGAAAGCUUAUUUGAAACUCUCUCCUUACUACUAGAACCCUUGAUAUAGAUACAGAGCUAAUGAUGAAUAUGGCCCAAGCCAGCUUUUUAGGACCAUUGAAUGAUGUAUUUUUGUGAGAAAAACGAAGAAACAUAAAGAAACUGAAGAAAAUAAUAUGGCUGUGAAGUGACUGAAACCUGGAGAUCCCCCGCCCAACCCGGAUCUAUUUUGCCCUAUACCAUUUCCUUCCCCUCCUUCUAUAUUUAACAUAAAUUAAUAUGUACUUGUUGGAUGUUUGAAGCAACCCGUCUAAAAUAUUUUUCCAUUACAGCUUCUUUUUGAUGUGGGCCUAUUAUGCAAAUGCGUGGACCUGGGGCUGUGUUUUUUUUUUUUUUUUUUUUUUUUUUUUUUUUGGUGCUCUGUACUUCCGAGUUGUCUUCCCUUAUCUCUUACUUUUUGGAAAAUGGAACAUAAAAAUUAUCUCUUUGAUUACGACUGGACAGAUUAUAUAUUGUCCUUAGACUUUGUAUUAUUUAUGUUCUUGUGCAUUGCUCUGACACAUAGUCAAUCUUUGCUGAUACCAUGGGUUAACCAGGGUUUCAGAAUUCUGCAAAUUUACUGGUAGCCCAUCAGGCUACCAAUAUUUUAGUUUGGUAGCCCGGAAAUUUUAGUUAAUUUGGCAAUGACAAUGGCCUUUUUGGACUAUUUGCUAAGUGCUUCUAUAAUACAGUUUGCAGUUGGGAUGGAGUGGUUAAAUCAAAAUAGGUUUCGUAAUUCUAGUCAUACGCAUUUGUUGUUCUAGAUCUUGUUUUCUUAAAUAACAAUUAUCAUCACUCAUUUUUACUAAUUUUUCUCAUCCUUUUUUAAAAUUUAGAAGUAAAAAAGAUUUAAACUGGGAAUUCUUCUCCCUUCAAUUACAUGACAAUCAUAAAAAGAAGUCAAUCAAGUUUUAUAAACUUAGAAAAAAUUCUUAUUAAUUGCAUUUUAUCUUUUAAAAUCAUUUUCAGUCGACAAAUAAUUCUGUCUUUUAAUAAGUCUAUAACACUUUGAGUUUUAUAGUUCGUCUAUUCUUGUGUAUGACAGAUUUCAAGAAGGAUAGAACAGUUCAUAAACUGACUAAUACAUUUUUUUCUUUUCAUGUCAUGAAUAGCGUAUCCUACUUUUAGCAUAUAUAUUUGUCUUGUUUCGUUUCAUUUACAUGUAUGUUUUACAUUCAUGUUUUGUUAAAAUGCAUAUAUUUUUUGUUUGUGUUGAAUUUGUACAUUUUUGCAAUGCAUUCUGUAAAGCCUGUUUAACUUGUGAGAGUGCUAUAUAAAUAUAGUGUAAUACAUGUAUAAUGAAAAUAAUGAUAAUAAGUGUUAGGAUUCCAUGUUGAUUGACCGGUGCAAGUUGGUGCUUGCUAUUCCAUUAUAUAUUUGUUUGUAUCGUACCAUGUUUUUUUUCUGAUGAUGUAACUCUAUGCUUAUUUCUAAUUGUCUUUAAGAAUGUUGAAAACUUUUUUCUUAAUCAAUUAUUACCCAAUUGAGACCCAAGUAUUUUUAUAUUUUUGUUAACAUCCUUAUCUCUAACGAAGCUUCUAUCCAGAUAGUUCAUCACUGUCUUGAGGACAAGUAUCCCUUGUAAUAAGGGAUGCUAAGCACGUCAAAAUGUUUGGAAUCGUCGGCAGGACGAGAGGAAAGUACCCAAAGUGGACGCUCUAUAUCACUAGAGGCUGAUAUGGUUUAGUAUAUCGGAAAGGAAAUGCAAAUAUACGAAGUUUAAAUAUCAAUUCAGAAAUAAAAUUUCAAACAUA
Molecule: messenger RNA, 4094 nt
Organism: Mercenaria mercenaria
Lineage: Eukaryota; Metazoa; Mollusca; Bivalvia; Venerida; Veneridae
Exons: 2
Coding region: 142-2205 (687 amino acids)
Molecular function (GO): zinc ion binding
Source: RefSeq, a predicted model, not a curated record